Xiphophorus hellerii (green swordtail) is the source of this 2763-nucleotide messenger RNA. It is a transcript of the gene rxrba, whose product is annotated as retinoid x receptor, beta a. The transcript has 13 exons. Gene Ontology annotation, cellular component: nucleus. Gene Ontology annotation, molecular function: zinc ion binding; nuclear steroid receptor activity; sequence-specific DNA binding. Gene Ontology annotation, biological process: regulation of DNA-templated transcription. The record is from RefSeq and is a predicted model, not a curated record. The coding region runs from base 357 to 1766 and encodes 469 amino acids. Lineage: Eukaryota; Metazoa; Chordata; Actinopteri; Cyprinodontiformes; Poeciliidae.
CCUCUCUCCGAAGGAUGCUCUGUUGCUGUUGCUGUGAUUUUCGGGGCCAAUGUUCAGCUGUACAGGAGCACUAAGCCAAAUCCUCCACCAUCAUCAUGUUUUCAUCGGCGCAGGAGGAGGAAGGGAGGGAGGGCUGAGUGCGAGGCAAAGUGGGGGGAGAGAUAGACACACACCGGGCCUAGUCGCCACAUCUUUUCAUGCGAAGGAGCUGCGCCGUUAAACCACCCGUUUUUGGUUUCCCAAACCAACUCCGGCCCGGGCCUCAGUCCGCGGUCUCGAGUUUGAUAGUGGGCUGUUAGAGACGAAGGAACGCCGGCUUGACGCUGCCAAGCAGCCCCUGCGCCCCAACCACCAUCAUGGGAGACAGCAGAGAUUCUCGCAGUCCAGACAGUUCGUCUGUGUCUUCCCCUCCCUCGGGCCAGCGCUCCCCGCCGCUGGUUCCCUCUGCAGCUUCCAUGACUUCACUGCCACCCAACACCACCACAGGGGUCAACAGUCCCAUCAGUAGCAUUGGUUCUCCCUUUUCUGUUAUUAGCUCAUCACUGGACUCACCCUGCCUACCUGGCACACCGUCAGUGGGAUAUGGCCCAAUUAGCAGCCCCCAGAUUAACUCAACAGUGACCAUGUCAGGGCUCCAUGCAGUGAGCAGCUCCGAUGAUGUGAAACCUCCUCUUGGCUUGAAGCAGCUGUCUUCCCACAGCCCAGGGCCGAUGCUUUCUCAGAAACGCCUUUGUUCCAUCUGUGGAGACAGAUCUUCUGGUAAGCACUAUGGCGUCUACAGCUGUGAGGGCUGUAAAGGCUUCUUCAAGAGAACAGUGCGAAAAGACCUAACCUACACCUGUCGGGACAAUAAAGACUGCAUAGUUGAUAAAAGACAGAGGAACCGCUGCCAGUACUGCCGCUAUCAGAAAUGCCUGGCGAUGGGAAUGAAGAGAGAAGUGGCCAAGAUGAACGACAGAUCUGUCCAGGAGGAGCGGCAGAGAAACAAGGAGCGCGAAGGCGAGGUGGAGUCGACCAGCGCAGUGAACGAGGAGAUGCCGGUGGAGAAGAUUUUGGAAGCUGAGAUGGCUGUAGAGCAAAAGACGGAGCUUCAUGCAGAUGGAAGUUCAGGCGGAAGCUCUCCCAACGAUCCGGUUACCAACAUCUGCCAGGCAGCAGACAAGCAGCUCUUCACUCUGGUGGAGUGGGCCAAGAGGAUCCCUCACUUCUCUGAGCUUCCUCUGGAUGACCAGGUCAUCUUGCUCCGCGCUGGCUGGAAUGAGCUCCUGAUUGCUUCCUUCUCCCAUCGCUCCAUCUCGGUGAAGGACGGCAUUUUACUGGCCACUGGCCUCCAUGUCCACAGGAACAGCGCUCACAGCGCAGGGGUCGGAGCCAUAUUUGACAGGGCGAACAAUGCUGAGGUUGGGGCCCUAUUUGACAGGGUUCUGACAGAGCUUGUAAGCAAAAUGAGAGAUAUGCAGAUGGACAAGUCAGAGCUGGGUUGCCUUCGAGCUAUUAUUCUCUUUAACCCAGAUGCCAAAGGUUUGUCCAACCCCAGUGAGGUGGAGCUUCUGCGAGAGAGAGUUUAUGCGUCUCUUGAAGCGUACUGCAAACAGAAAUACCCUGACCAGCAGGGCAGGUUUGCCAAGCUCCUCCUCCGACUCCCAGCACUGCGCUCCAUCGGUCUAAAGUGCCUGGAGCAUCUAUUCUUCUUUAAACUGAUUGGUGACACGCCCAUUGACACCUUUCUGAUGGAGAUGCUCGAGGCGCCUCACCAGCUGACUUAAAGGAGCCGCGUUCAGACCGGUCAGGAUCCGACGCACACCAGGAUUACCAACACGGCCUCCAGCGUCUGCUCGCUGGCUCCUCCUGCUGGGCCUCGCUAAACUGCAGCACCGCUGGUUUUAUUCUGCCAGCUUUUACACCCAAACACACACACACACACGUUACCCGUCACCAUACGCUUCAUUAUGUGUUCACGGACAUACAGUCACACAUGCACCUGCAGUUCUCCGAAACGGGAUACCUGAACUGAAAAAAGAAUCUAACAAAUACACAGAAAGAGCUUGAAUUUAAUAAUUGCUAAUGCUCACACACACAUACACGCAUGGAUUUUCCUCAGUUUCCUCAGUUUUCUUCUACAGGAGUGUUGACUCAAGAAAUGAUCCCACACAUACAAGAAAAAAUGUCUUAAUUUAAAUUAGACGUUAGUUUUCACAUCUUCAUCUCACAGUGGGAUUUUGCUUCUGCAUAACUGGUGAUUUCCUUUUCUUUUCACUUUGGUUACUUACAGUUGCUGCUCGCUGCACCUCUGUCUCUUAUAUUCAUAACUAGCUGGUUAGUUAUUUAUGUGAUUUUAGCUGAAGAUCAGGUGCAAAGCAUUUGAAUCAACUGUCCAGCGUCACAACAAAAUCUCCUUUUAAGGACUUGCAAACACAUCAUCAAAGCGAUUUUAUUCAAUCGGGUAAACAUAGAAAUAUUGGGGUUUUUUUAAAUAGUCAUGCUGAAACUUGUUUGAGUUUCUAUUUUGAAGUACUGUACUCAUGAAAUGAGCGCUUUUUAAGGCAUUGAAAUCUAGGAAAAGGGGGCUGGGUGUGCUUUGUUUAACAAGCGAAGCCCCUCCAACCCUUACGCGCACAGCGGGCUUUGUAAGAAAGGAAGAAUGACUUGAAUAAUUUGUUUCUUUUAUUUUUAAGUUGAGAUUUUAUCUCUACUUCGGCAGAUGUUUGGCAUUUUAAGGCGCUUGAAGCCUACAGGAAGUAAAGCUUCACGCAAAGAUAAAAG